AGAGACGCUCUCAAUCUUGAACCCAGCAAAGUCGCCGACUGCGUGUCUAAGGGAAAGUCCGAGCAUUUUGAUUGCCGGAAUCACGUGAGAGUCAUUCAACCAAUGAACGAUGGCAAACGCCUCUACAUAUGCGGAACAAAUGCACAUGCGCCAAAGGAUUGGGUAAUUUAUAGUAAUUUAACCCACCUCCCACGUCACGAAUUUGUUCCGGGCAUUGGAACGGGCAUUGCCAAGUGUCCUUACGACCCUGCUGACAAUUCCACGGCAGUUUGGGUUGAGAAGGGUAAUCCUGGCGAUUUGCCCGCACUGUACUCCGGUUCCAUUGCCGAAUUUACAAAGGCUGAUACUGUUAUAUUUCGGACUGAUCUUUACAACCUGACGAAUGGCUGGAAGACUUACAGCUUCAAGAGGACACUCAAGUAUGACUCCAAGUGGCUGGACAAACCCAACUUUGUUGGAUCUUUCGACAUUGGACAGCACGUAUUCUUCUUCUUUCGAGAAACUGCUGUUGAGUACAUCAAUUGUGGCAAGAGCGUUUACUCGAGAGUUGCCAGAGUCUGUAAAAAAGAUACAGGAGGGAAGAAUAUUCUCUCCCAGAAUUGGGCAACUUACUUGAAAGCUAGACUAAACUGCUCGAUACCAGGAGAAUUUCCCUUCUACUUCAAUGAGAUUCAGAGUAUCUACAAAGUACCAGGCGAUGACACUCACUUCUACGGUACAUUCACGACCUCGACGAAUGGCCUCAUGGGCUCUGCCAUUUGUUCCUUCCACAUUGACGCCAUUCAAGAGGCAUUCCGUGGUAAAUUUAAGGAACAAGCGACCUCCAGCAGUGCUUGGUUACCAGUACUAUCCAACAAAGUACCAGACCCCAGACCAGGACAGUGUGUCAAUGAUACUGAAGCACUACCUGAUACUGUAUUGAAUUUUAUAAGGUCACAUCCACUUAUGGACUCGGCCAUUUCACAUGAGAAUGAAAAGCCAGUGUUUUACAAGCGUGAUAUUAUGUUCACGCGACUUGUGGUUGAUAAACUCAGGAUUGAUUUCGUGGGAGUCGACCUGGAAUACACUGUCUACUAUGCUGGAUCUAGCGACGGUCGAGUCCACAAAGUAGUUCAAUGGCUUGACAACAAUGGCGACUCACAGUCGAUUCUCCUUGAUGUAUUCGACGUAACCCCUGGUGAGCCAAUUCGAGCAAUGGAGAUAUCCAAGGAGCAUAAAGCACUUUACGUUGCAUCUGACCAUCGCAUAAAGCAAAUCGAUUUGGUUAUGUGCUCAAGGCGAUAUGAUAACUGUCUACGGUGCGUGCAUGAUCCUUAUUGCGGAUGGGACAAGGACACCAACACUUGCAAACCGUAUGCACCAGGGUUGUUGCAGGACGUAUCAAACAGCACAGCUGAUGUGUGUGACAGCAGCGUGGGUAAGAGAAAACUGAUCGUAACGUGGGGCCAGUCUGUGCAUCUCGGUUGUUUCGUAAAAAUGCCAGAAGUAUUAUCAAACCAGGAGGUGAGAUGGUAUCACUACAGCAAGGAAAAGGGAAGGUAUCAAAUAUCAUACAGAUACGGUGCGGGUGGUGAUAAAUUCAUUGAGACAUCUGAGAAGGGUCUAGUUAUUGUAGGUGUUAAUGAACAAGAUGCUGGUAGAUACGACUGUUGGCUUGGUGGUGCACUACUGUGCUCAUAUAAUAUAACAGUGGAUGCACAUCGUUGUAGUGCACCAGCUAAAUCAAAUGACUACCAGAAGAUAUACUCAGACUGGUGUCAUGAAUUCGAAAAAUAUAAAUCAGCAAUGAAGAGUUGGGAGAGAAAGCAAGCCCAGUGUGCAUCUAGAAAAAAUGAUAGUAAUCAGUAUUUACAUACGAAUGAAGUUUAUGAUACACCAUUGGUGUGAUCCAGCAGGUCAUUGGACCCUUUAUCAAACAGAGAUUACGACACGAUUAUCCACAUAAGCGUAUUACCAAGAAAUGGCGCUUCCUGUAAUGUUCAGUGGUGUUGCAUUACACUUUUAUCGAUUAUUAUCAAUGCUCUUGGGAUGUGUGAUAAUACAUCGUGUUAAUGAAACUUUUCAUGACUGAUAAAUUCAAUAGCGUUUUUGAAUACUACAGUGCCAUUGAGAGGGAACUCUCUCUCGGGACUAGAAUACGCGAAAAACAUUACACAUGACUCCAGCCAUCAUCGCAGGGAAAUCCACAUGGAAUUUUGCACUGUUUAUACCUUUUUGGGAUUUCGUUUUGGUUUUAUUUUUUCGAGGAGCGACUGUAUAUAAAUCAUUGCAGAUAUUCGAUGGUGGAAUGUUUCUUGCGAUGGGUUUGAUGGACGAAACGAUAACUCUGUUCGAUUAUUGUGAUGUGUUAUUUCGGAUGAUUCUGGUGAAUCCAAUUGGUGAAACUAUUGAGACGAUUUCAUCAUUUUCAAUGGCUCUCUUCUUUGGACAGUAGAUCAAUUAAUUUAAAUACAUAUUGAAAGAGUUGAAAGUUUCGUUCAUCAUUUCUGGAGGACCAAGCAAUUUCUCCUGCAAGAGAGGAAUUUGCCUUUUCUGGGGUGGAUUGCCAUUUCCACCUUUGCAACGCAAAUGUGUGAAAUACGUGGAAAAGAAUAAUCACGAAAUACAAAAAAAAAAGUAUUCUCUGUUUUCUCAAACCUGUGAUAUGGAUGGGUAGCCGAGGAUACCCAUGACGUUUUAUGAGUACUCCCAGUCUUGGUGAAACUCAAAUUGAAAAGCAGGAAACAAUCAUGACUUAAGAAAGAAAGAUAAAAACGUGUUUUUCGUCUCGCUAUUCCACGAUUAAUGCGUGGUUGAAAUUAUGAAGAAUAGAGAAGCUAUAGGUAAACAAAAUUUAAAAAACCAUUAAGAUUAGGCAAUAUGGGUAUGGUUUAGUGCGGACAGAAUGAGAAUAAAUCUGACGCGUUGAAUUAUUCCGGCGCCAUUAAAGUUACACAAUGAGAUUAAAUUAGAUUGACGGCUUAUCGUGGAUACUCUUCACACGCAUCACGCGUCAUGAUUUUAUAAUUUUAAUUAACUCAUCGAUUUCCCAUUGUUUGAUGAUCGUAAUCCGGGCUUUUAAUUAUUCUCCAAUAUUUUGUCUCUCUCGGUAUUGAAAAAGCGAGUGGUAAAUUCAGAAAAUGGUGGUGGCAUUUUCCACUGAUCCACGACUUAAAAAUUAAUUUUUAACAAUUUGCCGUUUAGAGUUGCUGUUCUGCGAACAUUGUCAUGAAAUCUGAGUGGCCGCGUGUGGGUAAUCCAAAAUACCGUUUACCAUGGUGCUUACAAUUGCCAGAAACAAAAAAAAAACAUUCACAUACAAUAUUGAGUACGAGGUAGUUCACGCUCUCCCAGUUGAAAAAACAUUUACACACGUCCCGCACUGCUGGAAAUCUCCGACUGGUUUUCUGAUGGUAGAUUUUCCGUAACGAUGUCCAGUUUUCGAAAUAGACGGUUUUCAUUUGAAAUUACGAACAAAUAGGAUGGAUUGCUUCGUCGACUCGUGAAUAUUCAUGACUAGACUUUAAUCUCAUUUACUUCUGAUUAUCUGUGAAAACCUGAUAAUUCAUCUGGAUUUCGAGGGAGUCUCUUUUGAAAUCAAUAUUGGAUGUUGCCAACAGUGCACGUUAUUCCGCCUGUAUUAUUACUUCAUUCCUCUUUCAGAAUAUACCCUCGACUCCUUCGCUCAUUCUCACAAAACAAGUCACACGUGCUCAUUUUCUUCGUGAGUUUACACGUCCUCGCGAAUCAUUUAUACUGUAUGUACAUAAAUUUUUAAGAUGAAGAACAUAGGAUGUAAAACUUAUUGGGUAGGAGGAAACUAAUAUUAAGAUAGGGCGAUAUCUGGUAUCCACUAAUUUUCAUAAAAAUCGUGGUUUUUUAAGUUCAUUUUGUAUUUUCAUCGCAACUGACUUUUCUGAAAAUUAGUCGAGUGUAUCUGCAGUGAGGUAUAAAGCCGGAAUUUUCAUUAAUUUUUUAUUUAUCUUCGAUUAUUUCCAAGUUAAAGGUAACCAGAAGGGUAAACGUGAGUCACUUCUUGCCGUCGAUUUGUAAAUAAACCCGAGAAUGAUCGUCACAGUUUUUCACGCGUUAUUCCUCAUACUUUGGGAGACUUAAAUUGUUCAAAUGGUUUCAGAUGUCGACGCUAGUGAGAUACUAUAAUUUUAUUUCUUGAAAGCGGGAUUUUGGGGUGAAUAAAGGGUAAUCUCGUGUAUAAAUACGAAAUAGAAUGGGUAAUUCUUAAGCUAUGUACAGAAGAAAAAAUCGAGUAACGAGAUGGUAACGCAGAUAAAGUGAAAAAAUGAAUAACUCGCAGCACGUGAGAGCGGCGCGUAUCGCUGAAAGAAAGGGAUAAAAUUGAAUAAUUAAAUUUUGAAAACCGUCGAGCCAGACGAUGCGACGUUUAUUUUUUGAGAGACGGUGGACGUUGUGGAGAAUAAAUCUAACUACACGAUUAAUUUUGAACGAAUAAAUGAUGUAGAGAAAGAAAAAAAACCACCUAGCGAAAACCCAUAGCCAAUAAUCGUAAUACAAUAAUUGAUAAAACGAGAUUAAAAAUGAAAAAAGCAAAAAAAAAAGGUGAAAUAAAAAACGAAAGACGAACAAAUCUUAUCCUCGAGCAAACUGUACUUGCUAUAUGAGCUUCGACAAGUAUUGGAUAGUAUUACAUAUUAAGAAAGAAUUAAGGUAAAAUGUACUUGAGUGAAUGAGACGCUGUUGUGCGUCGAAUAUCGAUGAGGUCGAAUAUCGUUUUCUCACUGAAAAACAAACCAUCAAUCAUUCUUCAUUUUGUAUAAAAUAAAUCGUGGACUCAUUCUCAUUUGACGCACUGAAUUCAUAUGUUUCAUUCACUCGUUAAUAUUCAACCGCCCACCAAUCACAACAUGAAUGAAAUAAUAAACUAUUGAGAUGAAUGAAUACGUAAAAAAUGGAAUAGAAAACAAUUGUAAAAAUAUCUUGUGUAAAGGAACGAGUCUUAAUGAGUGGAUU
Messenger RNA from Fopius arisanus, 4968 nucleotides. RefSeq names its product Semaphorin 2a (gene Sema2a). Gene Ontology annotation, biological process: axon guidance; neural crest cell migration; negative regulation of axon extension involved in axon guidance. The record is from RefSeq and is a predicted model, not a curated record. Lineage: Eukaryota; Metazoa; Arthropoda; Insecta; Hymenoptera; Braconidae. Gene Ontology annotation, molecular function: semaphorin receptor binding; chemorepellent activity.